Mercurialis annua (annual mercury) is the source of this 1938-nucleotide messenger RNA. RefSeq names its product dehydration-responsive element-binding protein 2D. The transcript has a single exon. The record is from RefSeq and is a predicted model, not a curated record. Gene Ontology annotation, cellular component: nucleus. Gene Ontology annotation, molecular function: DNA-binding transcription factor activity; transcription cis-regulatory region binding. The coding region runs from base 909 to 1664 and encodes 251 amino acids. Gene Ontology annotation, biological process: response to stress; positive regulation of DNA-templated transcription. NCBI's taxonomy places the organism in Eukaryota, Viridiplantae, Streptophyta, Magnoliopsida, Malpighiales, Euphorbiaceae.
AUAAAUUGAAUUCGUGUAUAAUUUGUAUUCAUGGUUCAUGAUGAUGUCUAGCAUGAAUUUUUCCAGGUGUAGAGAAGAGCGGAGAAUUCAUUGAAGGCCUCCGAUGCAAUGGAGGUGAACAAUAACGAGAAGAGCGGCAAAUACAAUGGCAAAAAUGGAUUUGGCUUUUGAAUAGCAAAACGUGCGUAAAUAAUAAUAAUAAUAAAACAGAAGAAAACCAAAAGGAGUAAUCUGAAGGUGACAGACAGAAAUAGGAUGCAAAUGAUUCUCUCUCUACUGGUUGAUGAAUUGAAGAUUCAGUGUACAGUUUCAAGUAACAAGAUGGUCAAAACAAAAAAAGGCACAAGGUAGGAAAAAACACUUCAUUUUUUAUUGAAAUACCACUUAAGUCCUUAUAUUCAUAGAAGCCCUAGUAAGAAUAGUGUGCAUGAAUACUCUGAAACUCAAGCUCAGAAGAAGCGGGAGGCGCCACGUAUCAAGCAACCGUUUAUAAGUUGUCAGUAUUUAGUUAGUUUUUUGAGAGGAUCGAUAUGGUCUUAUCGCUAACACUUUAACCCCAAAGACGCCGCCUCCAAUAAUAAGUAACCGUUAUCCAACCAAACUUAACACUCUUCACUGACUUAUCCUUCCUGCUUGCCACCUGAGCUUGUGUGCCGACAAACUUGUUUGGCCAAGUGUUGUUUAUGUUGCAAAUUUCUUUGGACACGAUCGAUCUUGUUCUUUUCGCCAUCUAUCACCUCAAACCGAUUUCCAGACACGUUUUCCUUUACUUCACCUUCUAUAAAUACCAUUCUUCCUUUUCUUGAAGGUUGUUCUUAUCACCAUCAAUCAAUUUUAUUCUGCUCUCUAUUCCUGGAUAUUUUAAUACAAUUCAAAAAAAGAAACAAAAAGAACAGGAAAUUAUAAUCAUGUCUAAAUCGAACACGAGUGUUCUUGGCGAAAAAAAACAACGAAAGCCUGCACAGGCUAGCUCAAGAAAAGGGUGCAUGAGAGGUAAAGGAGGCCCGGAAAACGCUCUCUGUACUUUUAAGGGUGUUCGUCAGAGAACUUGGGGCAAAUGGGUUGCUGAGAUUAGAGAACCUAACCGUGGUGCUCGUCUCUGGCUCGGUACCUUUGACACCUCCCAUGAAGCUGCCAUGGCUUAUGAUUCCGCUGCUCAGAAGCUUUAUGGUCCUGAAGCCAAGCUCAACCUUCCGCCAGCUCAUCUCAUGCACUCCGGCAAUAACAGACCGCCGCCUGUUUGUGCAAAUUCCCAAAUGGGAAAUCAAUACCAAGUGCUGCAUAAUUCAGGUGCCACCACUGCCACGUGCUCAUCGAGUAGCCCCAUCACGAGGGCGGAUGACCAUGUAACACCAGCGUACAGCUAUGACUCAGUCGUGGCUUUCUCUAAUGAAAACGUGGAGUUUUGCAAUGAAAAGGUGGCAGAAAGCUGCGAAGCUAAUAGUUACAGUUACGGUCAAAGUCAAAGCAGUGACGGAGCUGGAAUAGAUGAGGUGUGGGGAAAUCUGAAGGUGAAUCUGCCAUUAUUUGAUGAUUCAAUAUGGGCAGAAGCAACAAUGUCAAUCGGUAAUUUUAUUCCAGCCAUGGAAGAAGCUGGAAUUUUCGCCAGCAAUCUCAUGGAUGGAACAAACUGGGACGCGUUGCAGACUCCAUGGUGCAUGUAGAACACCCAGUCUCUAUGUGCUAUAGCCAUUAGCCACCUCGCGUGAUCAGUCACGUGCUUGCUUCUGCUUCUCAGCUUAUACUUUUCUUUUUUUAUAUAUAAACUUGUUUUCUUUCUAAUAAUCUUUACUAUUGGUGGUGAGAAUUAAGAUAAAGCUUUGUAAUGUAUAGAAUCUAGAAGAUGAAAAAAAAUCAAUAAUAUAUAAUGAAAAAGUAGUGUAUUUGUGUAUAAACACACAUUUGUGUUGGCGGCAAGGGGCAUUGACGGUUACUAAA